AUCCCUCCCUCCCUCUCCUUCAGCUCCAGCUCCAGCUUUUCCCAAGAAAUCCGCCUCUCCUAAUCCGGGCCGAUUCGGGUCGGGUCGUCUCAACCGGGGGCCCCUCCCGCCCUCGCGCUCGUCGAUGGAGUCAUCGAGCUCGGGAGCCGCUGCUUCGGCCGAGCACAGCGUCCGAGGAAUCCUCACGCAUGGCGGGCGCUACGUGCAGUACAAUGUGUACGGGAACCUCUUCGAGGUCUCGAAGAAGUACGUCCCCCCGAUUCGGCCCAUCGGCCGAGGCGCUUACGGACUCGUCUGCGCUGCCGUGAAUUCAGAGACAAAUGAGGAGGUUGCCAUCAAGAAGAUCGGCAAUGCAUUUGACAACAGAAUAGAUGCCAAGAGGACAUUACGAGAAAUUAAGCUUUUACAUCAUAUGGAUCACGAGAAUGUUAUUGCGCUUAAAGAUAUCAUACGUCCUCCAAGUAGGGAGAACUUUAAUGAUGUUUACAUGGUGUCUGAAUUGAUGGACACCGAUCUUCAUCAAAUUAUCCGCUCCAAUCAGACAUUGACUGACGAUCACUAUAGGUACUUCUUGUAUCAGUUGCUCCGUGGUCUCAAAUAUGUGCAUUCAGCAAGUGUUCUACAUCGCGAUCUGAAGCCGAGCAACUUACUUCUGAAUGCGAAUUGUGACCUUAAAAUUGGGGACUUUGGGCUAGCUAGGACCACAUCUGAAACGGAUUUUAUGACUGAGUAUGUUGUUACUCGCUGGUAUCGCGCACCGGAACUGCUCCUUAAUUGUUCAGAGUACACUGCUGCCAUUGAUAUUUGGUCCGUGGGUUGCAUACUUGGUGAAAUUAUGACUAGGCAACCCCUUUUCCCAGGCAGAGAUUAUGUUCAUCAGCUGAGACUUAUCACGGAGCUUAUAGGUUCUCCUGAUGACUCCAGCCUUGGGUUUUUAAGAAGUGAUAAUGCACGAAGAUAUGUGAGACAGCUUCCACAGUACCCAAGACAGCAAUUUGCUUCUAGAUUUCAGACUAUGUCUCCAGGUGCUGUUGAUCUCCUAGAAAGGAUGCUCGUCUUUGAUCCCAGCAAGCGAAUUACAGUUGAUGAGGCUCUGUGCCACCCAUAUUUGGCCCCUCUUCAUGAUAUAAAUGAGGAACCAGUUUGCCCGACUCCCUUUAUUUUUGACUUCGAGCAACCUUCAUUUACCGAAGAAAACAUUAAGGAGCUCAUUUGGAGGGAGUCUGUGAAGUUCAAUCCAGAUCCCAUGUGUUAGGGAUUUGCGACAGGUUGUCGCUUCAUCUACUAAUGUUCUAAAAAAAAUGAAACAAGAAUGCUGUAGAUAGCAUAGAUUUGAGGUUUUCUAGACAGUUGGACAAAAGUUUUUUCAGCUUUAUUGGAUGGCUAUGUAUGCUUAUAAUGUUCGACUUGUUCAAUGGAACCAAUGAGAAUAGGUCUUCGGCUUGAGGCUUCUUUUGGCUGUGAAGAGCUGUGACACCAAGGUGGCCCCUGUUGUUCCUUGUGCUAAAGCAUAUUCUUAGGGUUUGAAGCCACAACUUUGCUUGCCUGGGACCUUUUCUCUGUUUCUGCUGGUGAUGUCCAAGAAUAUCUGUUUGGUUUUCAGUA
Molecule: messenger RNA, 1605 nt
Organism: Rhodamnia argentea
Lineage: Eukaryota; Viridiplantae; Streptophyta; Magnoliopsida; Myrtales; Myrtaceae
Product: mitogen-activated protein kinase homolog MMK2
Exons: 6
Coding region: 125-1255 (376 amino acids)
Biological process (GO): intracellular signal transduction; protein phosphorylation
Cellular component (GO): cytoplasm; nucleus
Molecular function (GO): ATP binding; MAP kinase activity
Source: RefSeq, a predicted model, not a curated record